Molecule: messenger RNA, 1225 nt
Organism: Ricinus communis (castor bean)
Lineage: Eukaryota; Viridiplantae; Streptophyta; Magnoliopsida; Malpighiales; Euphorbiaceae
Exons: 4
Coding region: 143-538 (131 amino acids)
Source: RefSeq, a predicted model, not a curated record
AUACCAAAAAAGAAAACAAGAUCAGGGAAAACAAAGAGGACGCGCGCUUCUCCCAUCAACAAAAUAGUAACAAAAAAACCAGAACAGAGAGAAAGAGAGCAAAAGGGAAAAAUCAAAAAACAAAAACAAAAUUUGAUCGAAAAUGGCAGCAGAAGAAGGCAAAGCAGAUGCUCAACUAUUUCAGCUGCUCUCUAACCUUCUCCAGCAAGUGGAAUCACUAACCAACCAGGAAGAAGUUGAAUUGCGGUCCAAAAUCGAAGCACUUGGUUUAGAAGUUACAAAAGUUCCUUCAAAACUAACAAAGAAUCUUGAUGAGCUGGAAAUAGCAAGGCAGUUGGAUAAACUGUCAGCAAAACUGGAUGAUGUUGAUGAAAUGAUAUCCUCAGCCAUGGCCGCAGAUCCACAGGUGCAAUCUCUCUUGAGUGGUACUGCUGAUGUCUGGAUGCCAGUUAUUACAGCUACAGCUGAUGAGCGACGCAAUUUUACAGCAUCAAUUGGAGAUGAUACCUUUGAGGAGAAAGCAGAAACUUCCAACUGAUUUUGCAAUAUUGUUAUCGGGUUUAUAUCUGUCUUCUCUUUCUAGACAAGUUGAAGUGGCUAAAGUGACGAUGGUUCUUUGGACUAUAUAGAAUCAAAGGAAUAAGCAGUUGUGGGACAACCGUUAUUUACCAGCUCCGAUGGCAGUAGAUACUUGUAUGGCUUUUCUUCAUGCAUGGAAAGAGGUACGUAUGUCCCAAGUCAUCUACAAGAAGUUUGGUUGGGUAAAGUGUAAUAUGGAUGUAGCUACGUUUGAAAAUGGGAGGGUAAUAGGAGUGGGAUUGGUGAUUAGGGAUGAGGAAGGUAAGUUUGUGAAAGGAAAAUCAUUUUGUAUGAAUGGUCCAAUGGCUGUAAAGUAGGCUAAAGCAACGGGAUUAAGGAGGCUCUUUCUUGGUGUCUAGAACAGGGAUUGCAACGAGUUAUUUUCGAGUCAGACGCUAAAGUUAUAGUGGGAGCAUUUCAUUCUAGGCCAGAAGACCAAUCAGGGCACUGAGGUUUCUGUCCAAUAUGUUAGGCGACAAGCAAAUGGUUGUGCUCAUUGUUUAGCUAGAGCUUCACAUGUUACUGCUUGUCCCACUGUUUUUUCUCAACCUCCUCGGAUAUUGGAGGAAUGUUUGUUGGCUGAUUUGACUAGUGCAUAAAAAAAUUUACCAUUUUGAUUUUAGAAAUUGAAAAAAGUUCAUCUCCA